CAGCGCGCUGGAAAGGAUCGGGAUGGAAAGGCAAGCAGCUCAUUCACUCAUAUGCUUUUUAGAAAAGCGACAGAUUAGGGGGAUAAAUCUUUAUAAGGAGAUUCAAGAGUUAAUAAAUUAUGCUCAGAAUCAGGGUUGUUUCCGAGAUCCGGCUACUGUAUUUAAAGCAGCUGAAUGGAGAAAAUUCUCAGAUAAGAUAUGGGACGCUUUAUCGGGAGAUAAUGGGACAGCAGAAAGGAUGGGAAGGUUGUAUACUGUAGUGAUGAGUGAACUAGUCCGGUACUGGGAUAAGAGGAAGGCAGCCUGCCAGAUCAAUACCGUGCAGGGCGGGAACUUAGAAACUACUUCUAGUUAUUCCGGCUGUCCCCUACCCCCCACAGCGUGCUCCAUUAGCCUACCACCAUCUGCUGACCCAGGGACUAAAGGGCCUAACCCUGUACCUGGGGAAGGGAGACCCACGUGGCCGUCCACACCAUCCAUGCUGCCACCGGCGUGGCCGCCGCCAUGUUGUGGUGGUGGGGCAGGAAGUGACCCGGCAGAGGGAACUGCGCGGGGCGGCCUGGGAGGCCCUAGGCCGGAAGGUGACCCGGCCAGGGUCGUCACCCGGAAGAGAAGGGACAUGUGGGCUGCUAUUGCGCAAGAGUGCGUAAGCUGCGGAGACGCAGAGGGCCUAGAAGCGGUGAAAGAUCUUGCAUGUCCAGUAGUGUUUAACCCAACGCCGCAGGGUGAAAUAGACGCAACUAUUACUGCUCUGGAUUGGAAAAUCUUCGCGCAGCUUCGUGCUACAGUCAGUCAAUACGGAGUCACUAGCGAACCAGUUAAACAGAUGCUAGACAACCUGUGGGGGACACAGCUUCUGUUGCCAGCAGAUUGUAAAGGGCUCCUUUGGAUGUCAGCGAAAGGGACCAAGGUGGCGGUGACUGGAACACCCGAGCCUACACCCAGCGGAGCAGCACCAUUUUGGCUACCUACACCUCUGUCACUGGAUUGGUUGGCUCUGAUUUGGGAGAGCUKGAGACAAAUCUGAGUUGAGUUUGAAGGAAGAGGAUGCCACUGGUAUUCCCAUUUGCCCACGAGAUCUACYGGAUUUGUUAAAGGACUAGCAGAAGAAAUAGAUGAAGAAAGGCUGUCGAUAAACCCGACAAAGUGUCAAACUGUUUUGUUAAGCUGUUUUGUUGUUCUGUUCUUGUUGCUUAUCUUGUUGUUUAUUCCUGUUGUUGUUAUUCUAUUCUUGUUACUCUUGUUAUUGUUGCCAUAUAUAGAGUUUUUAUUGUUGUUAUAUGUAUAUAGUUUUGCCUUCUGAUAUGUUUUACAGUUUUGCUCUCGCAGGUUUUUCAGGCUGACUUGACCCUUCCUUCUUUGCCUUUUUUAAAGAAAAACAGGGGAGAUGUGGUAGGCCAAUCUAAGGCCUGGGCCUGGUCAGGGGAGAGAAGACCCGUGAAUAUUCUGGAACAGUCUGAACGGUUGGCCAGCAGCUGGCAGGUGCUGUAACGGUUCCAGUGGSGCCUGUCUCGAGUACCCUCAUGGCCGUGAGAACCACYAAUGYAACUCUAUGGCAAGGGGAGUCAGCACGCGCCUCCUGCAACGGCAGAACUGCCAUAUAAGGAAUUAUAUGUCGUURGUAAGGGUUUGUGAAYGUUAAGUUACCGUUAUCCCUGUUACAAGAAGCGUUACGUUUAACCGCCGUCACCGUUAGGAACYAGGGGURUAAAAACCCCCAGAUCGCACAAUAAAGUUUGGAGAGAUUGCACAUUCAACCACAUCUACGCRGUCGUUUCUGUAUCUCUCCCGUCUCUCAGCAAAUGACCGCUCCGACAGCACCCCAGGACUCAGUCUCRUUUUCUAGUUCUUUUAAUAAUAGCCAAUUAGGUCUAACAUUAACUGAAUUAUGGUUUAUUAUAUGUAAGAAAAUAACAGAGUAAGGAGUUUGUGGCGAAUUAUAUAUCAUACAGAAAUAAAACAAAAGAAACUAUUAGUACACUAAGUACAACAGUUGAAAAUUCAGCAUGCAAUAAAGGUACCUAUGAGUUCAACUAGCAAAGAAAUAGUACGACUUAGGAUUCUAUGUAUAGCUUACUAAUCUAACUGUCCUCUGAAGGAGAGUGAGAAUUGACUAGUAAGACUUUUACAGAACAGACCUUUUGCACUGUGUUUUCACACUAAUGCAUUUUCAAAUCCAUUGCAUUUUUAACACAGAAAAGAAGGAAUAAUUAGGCAACACAUUUAACACUUACUGUCACACACAUGCCAGCAACUGAGUGCUUUAAUUCAAAAUCACAGGAGAAUUUUCAGAAAUACAGCCUUUUCCACACUUCCGCAACAUGGAUGGGAGAGAAAAUUUUAUCAUUGUAUUUGGUUACAUCAGUUCUAAACAACAUUUUGAAACAAAUGAGUAAACUGAAAAAUAAGGCAAUACUCUCAUUCUAUUUGUGUUCCAUCACUUUUAGUAUUUAUGAAAAAAGUUUAUUAUAUUGAACACAAAAUGAGCAAGGAAUAUUUCAGUGAAAAAAGCAGCAUGUACCAUAUGAAAUUUGAUAUUACAUAGAAUGCACUCAAAGCUGACAUCAGUAAUGAAGGCAGAAGACCAUCUAUCACUUUGGUUUCAUGUCUUGGGAGAUGGUUAAACUGUGCUAAAGAUGUUGUACAGAUUAGACAAUGUACUAAAUGAGAAGAGGAAUUCACUCGAGGAAAUUGGGUUGGGCAAUGAAAGAAAAAGAGAAUAAUGAAGAGGAAGGAAAGCAUAAUAAAUGAAAGAGGCAAAUGCAGACAAAUUGAGGUUAAGUAUGAUCUGUAUGGUUUGAAAAAAUUACAAAUGGCAUAGAGACAUUUAAUGAAAGGAGGAAAAGCCUUACAAAUAGAUGCUAUAAAUGAAACUAGAACUUCAGUACCAAGCUUCAAGUAUGCAAACCUACAAGUGACAAAGAACGAAGGGAAUCAAUAUUCUCUUCKUCUUACUGGAAAAGGAAAAGACGUAUUAUCUUUGAGUCUCUAGGAAAGUCUGCUGUUGGGAAGUGUGCGAAGCCCUAGAGCUCUGCUUAGCUACCUGCUGAGCUAGCAGCAGGGUGAGUAUGCUUUUGCAGUAAAAGGGAUUCUUAAUGGAUAACUGUAGGUAAAAAUUUCUCCUGCUUGAAGACAUCUGGCUUGGAAGCAUAGCUUAUUGCUUGGAUAAGCUACUUAGAUAUAGUGACAUAAUACAGUUAAGUGGAGUCUGUGAAAAAUGUAGUGGGAGCUGGUAAUGAGGAGCAUG
This is a messenger RNA of Malurus melanocephalus (red-backed fairy wren), 3247 nucleotides long. RefSeq lists its product as uncharacterized. The transcript is spliced from 3 exons. Gene Ontology annotation, biological process: viral process. The coding region runs from base 23 to 1027 and encodes 334 amino acids. NCBI's taxonomy places the organism in Eukaryota, Metazoa, Chordata, Aves, Passeriformes, Maluridae. The record is from RefSeq and is a predicted model, not a curated record.